AUGGAGAACGCACACAUCAAAGAGUCAGGGGACGUUCUGUCCUACUUCGGCGUCACUGAAGACUCCGGCUUGUCACCUGAGCAGGUUAAGAAGAACCUGGACAAGUAUGGCUUCAACGGAAAGAGUAUCUGGGAGUUGGUGGCGGAACAGUUUGAGGACCUGUUGGUCAGAAUCCUACUGCUGGCCGCCUGCAUCUCUUUCGUUCUGGCUUGGUUUGAGGAAGGUGAGGAGACAGUCACUGCCUUCGUUGAGCCCUUCGUCAUCCUCCUCAUCCUUAUCGCAAAUGCUGUCGUUGGAGUGUGGCAGGAGCGCAACGCAGAGAGCGCUAUUGAGGCUCUGAAGGAGUAUGAGCCUGAGAUGGGGAAAGUUUACCGGUCGGACAGGAAGAGUGUGCAGAGAAUCAAGGCCAGGGAGAUUGUUCCCGGUGAUGUGGUGGAGGUUUCCGUUGGUGACAAAGUGCCAGCCGACAUCAGGAUCAUCUCCAUCAAAUCUACAACACUGCGUGUGGACCAGUCCAUUCUCACUGGUGAGUCCGUCAGUGUGAUCAAGCACACUGAUGCUGUCCCAGACCCCCGAGCUGUCAACCAGGACAAAAAGAACAUGCUGUUCUCUGGCACCAAUAUCGCUGCUGGAAAAGCCACCGGUAUAGCUGUAGCAACUGGCGUCACCACUGAGAUCGGUAAGAUUCGUGACCAGAUGGCUGCCACUGAGCAGGAGAGGACCCCUCUGCAGCAGAAACUGGAUGAGUUUGGAGAGCAGCUCUCUAAGGUCAUCUCCCUCAUCUGUGUGGCCGUCUGGAUAAUCAACAUUGGCCAUUUCAAUGACCCCGUCCAUGGAGGCUCCUGGAUUCGCGGUGCUAUCUACUAUUUCAAGAUUGCUGUGGCUCUGGCUGUGGCUGCCAUUCCUGAAGGCCUGCCAGCUGUCAUCACCACCUGCCUGGCUCUGGGAACGCGCCGCAUGGCCAAGAAGAACGCCAUCGUCAGAAGCCUGCCCUCUGUGGAGACCCUGGGCUGCACCUCAGUCAUCUGCUCCGACAAGACUGGCACCCUCACCACCAACCAGAUGUGUGUAACUAAGAUGUUCAUCAUCGAUAAAGUGGAGGGCGACAAUGUUUCCCUCGGCCAGUUCGACAUCUCUGGCUCAAAGUACACCCCUGAGGGAGAAGUCACAAAGAAUAACUUGUCUGUGAAGUGCGGACAGUAUGACGGACUGGUGGAGCUUGCUACCAUCUGUGCUCUGUGCAAUGACUCUUCUCUGGACUACAAUGAGUCCAAGGGUAUUUAUGAGAAAGUGGGUGAGGCCACUGAGACAGCCCUGUGCUGUUUGGUGGAGAAGAUGAACGUGUUCAACACUGAAGUGCGUGGUCUGUCCAAGGUGGAGAGGGCAAAUACGUGCUGCACUGUGAUCAAGCAGCUGAUGAAGAAGGAGUUCACCCUGGAGUUCUCCAGAGACAGGAAGUCCAUGUCAGUCUACUGUUCACCUGCCAAGUCUGCCAAAGCCCCUGUGGGAAACAAGAUGUUUGUCAAAGGUGCUCCAGAGGGUGUCAUCGAGCGCUGCGCGUACGUCCGCGUGGGCACCACCCGUGUACCCCUGACUGGCCCGGUCAAAGACAACAUCAUGUCAGUCAUCAAGGAGUGGGGCACAGGCCGCGACACCCUCCGCUGUUUGGCUCUGGCCACCCGUGACACACCUCUGAGGAAGGAGGAGAUGAACCUGGAGGACUCAACCAAGUUUGCAGACUAUGAGACUGACUUGACCUUUGUGGGCUGUGUCGGCAUGCUCGACCCUCCUCGUAAGGAAGUUAUGAGCUCCAUCGAGCUGUGCAGGGCUGCUGGCAUCCGUGUCAUCAUGAUCACUGGUGAUAACAAGGGCACCGCUGUGGCCAUCUGCCGUCGUAUCGGCAUCUUCAGCGAGGAUGAGGAUGUCACUGGUAAGGCCUUCACUGGUCGUGAGUUUGAUGACCUCCCUCCAUAUGAUCAGAAGAAGGCCGUGCGAAAGGCUUGCUGCUUUGCCCGAGUGGAACCGUCCCACAAGUCGAAGAUCGUUGAGUUCCUGCAAGGCUUUGAUGAGAUUACUGCCAUGACCGGUGAUGGAGUGAACGAUGCCCCUGCCUUGAAGAAGGCGGAGAUUGGCAUCGCCAUGGGCUCUGGCACUGCCGUUGCCAAGUCUGCCUCUGAGAUGGUCCUGGCUGACGACAACUUCUCUUCCAUUGUGUCUGCUGUUGAGGAGGGCAGAGCCAUUUACAACAACAUGAAGCAGUUCAUCCGCUACCUCAUCUCCUCCAACGUAGGCGAGGUCGUCUGUAUCUUCCUGACUGCUGCCCUGGGUCUGCCCGAGGCUCUCAUCCCCGUCCAGCUGCUGUGGGUUAACCUUGUGACUGACGGUCUGCCCGCCACUGCGCUGGGCUUCAACCCCCCUGACCUGGACAUCAUGGGCAAAGCCCCCCGCUCCCCCAAGGAGCCCCUCAUCUCUGGCUGGCUCUUCUUUAGAUAUCUGGCCAUUGGAGGUUAUGUUGGCGCUGCCACUGUUGCAGCAGCCGCCUGGUGGUUCGUGUACAGUGACGAUGGCCCGAUGGUCACCUUCCACCAACUGUCACACUUCAUGCAGUGCAGCGAGGAGAAUGAGGACUUUGCCGGGGUUAACUGCGAGGUGUUCGAGUCUUCUCCUCCAAUGACCAUGGCUCUGUCUGUGCUAGUCACCAUCGAGAUGUGCAACGCUCUGAACAGCUUGUCUGAGAACCAGUCCCUGGUGCGCAUGCCCCCCUGGAGCAACGGCUGGCUGGUGGGCGCCAUGAGCCUCUCCAUGUCCCUUCACUUCAUGAUCAUCUACGUCGACCCACUGCCCAUGAUCUUCAAGCUCACUCACUUGAAUGUGGAGAAGUGGUUGAUGGUGCUGAAGCUCUCCUUCCCAGUCAUCCUCAUCGAUGAGCUUCUCAAGUUUGUGGCUCGCACAUAUCUGGAGGGGAAAGUCUAAAGGCAAAGUGCAACAGAGAGUGUCUGAGGCAGAGAGAGCACAGAGACACAGAGGAUGGAGAGAAAAGGCUGAGUGCUCCCACUGGUAGCCAGCCUACCAAGAGUCACCUGAUGUGAUCAAAUCAUCAAGUGGCAUAAAUACAACAGAAAACACAUAAGCCAUCUGAAAAUACACCAAAAAAAAAGCUGCAAAAUA
Molecule: messenger RNA, 3168 nt
Organism: Seriola dumerili (greater amberjack)
Lineage: Eukaryota; Metazoa; Chordata; Actinopteri; Carangiformes; Carangidae
Gene: atp2a1
Product: sarcoplasmic/endoplasmic reticulum calcium ATPase 1-like
Exons: 23
Coding region: 1-2973 (990 amino acids)
Biological process (GO): intracellular calcium ion homeostasis; calcium ion transmembrane transport
Cellular component (GO): membrane
Molecular function (GO): ATP hydrolysis activity; P-type calcium transporter activity; ATP binding
Source: RefSeq, a predicted model, not a curated record